Molecule: messenger RNA, 1513 nt
Organism: Salvelinus namaycush (lake trout)
Lineage: Eukaryota; Metazoa; Chordata; Actinopteri; Salmoniformes; Salmonidae
Product: brain-specific angiogenesis inhibitor 1-associated protein 2-like protein 2
Exons: 4
Coding region: 1-384 (127 amino acids)
Biological process (GO): actin crosslink formation; actin filament bundle assembly; positive regulation of actin filament polymerization
Cellular component (GO): cytosol; nucleoplasm
Source: RefSeq, a predicted model, not a curated record
AUGUAUCUCUUCUCUGUUUCCCACCACAGUCAGGGCUGGUUCCCAGCUGCCUAUGUGGGGCCACUGGAGGAGGCCCCUAGAUCAACUGGCUCCAGUAGCUCCACCCUUAGGAGCGCCCACAGUAUGGACAACCUACUAGACCAAUCAGGAGGCAGCAGCCACGGCAGACCCCCGCCCCCGCCUCCACCCAAUAGACAGACAGAGAUGCGUCCAAUCACACCCAUCAUGGAGAGAAGGACGGAGUCUCACUCUGACAACAAGAGAGGAGAGCGCCAUGGUGGACCUGUGCCAAACCUCUUCCCAAAGGGCACUAACCCUUUUGCCACUGUCAAGCUGAAGCCCACAUCCACAGAUGACCGAUCUGCUCCGCGGCUCCGUCGGUGAAGAGGUCACGCCCUUGAGAGGUACUGGGCGCGUUCCAGGUUGACUACAUUUCAGUUGUUGGAUUGCAUCAAAAAAAUGGUUUCAUGCCACUUUAUUGACUGCUAUAUCAUAUGAUUCACUGAUCUGUUAAAUAAAUAUUUAUCCAGGUGGGUCUGAAAUGUAGUCAUCCUAAAACGCGUCCACUACCAUGCAGCAGGGGUUUUAGGGUUGAUGCCCUAAAACUGCCCCAAAUCUUCCCAAAUUGUUGAAAACUGUCUUAAAACUGCCCAAAACUUUCCCUAAGCAGCCCCUAAUACCAAUCUUGUAUUUAUAUCCAUAUUAUGGAGUUUAUCGGAUGACUACAGUGAUAAAGGAACUUCAGAGGGCAGUGUAAGAUGACAGAAACCCUAAUAGAUGCUUGGUGCACUGAUUGACCUGAAAAGUGCAUUAAUAAUUUUUUUUUAGUUAGUGAGACAAAUCUUUGAGAGCGCUCAUUUAUGCACUUUUCUUCAGAAUCAGGGAUAUACGUGUUAGGUACAGGAAAUAUCAUGGUAGAGGAAGUUGUUUUUAAUCAAAGCCUUUUGAAUUGUUGUCUUCAAGUAGCUCUUUUAUUUAGCUUUGCUUGUACAGUGACAAUAUGGCAGUUUAAACCAAUACGUAACUUUGAUGCUAAACUACAGUGAACCACAGUGAGCUAAUAUUUCUCUUAGGAAUGCCAUGUAGAUAGAUUGUUAUGACAAGUGAGUUUGAGCUACUAACUUAACAGUGCUGUUUUGUCCAGUGCCUUUAGUAAAUGUACGAUAUGAUGUGUAUGUGUUUGUUUGUUCAUGCAGGCAGUAGGGUGGACUACUACUGUAGUGAAGAACCCGGGGUUGUCAAUUCUAAUCCACCAAUGGGGAUACUUAACCUAAAUUACCCUUUCGUGUGUACCCAGCUAUGUAAAUGGCUGACGUGAGAGUGUUGAGCUGUUAUAGCUGUAACUGAAUGAAUAAUUUUUACUUUACUGCUAGAAUAAAAAUGGCAGCUGCUUUUCACAUGGUUUCAAAUUCCUUUAAAUCAGACAGAAAUACAUCCUCUGAUUCUGAAGUUUUUUAGUUGCUGGCGAUAUUUUACACAUUUAUUUUUUUGUUAUUGAGGGCCACUUGGAAGU